AUGACUUCCCAGAGAGAUAGCCCAAUACCCCAUGAGCUGCGCACAGCUGCAGAGCCCCGGCAAAAUAGACUACAUCCAGUGCGACUAUCGCACAUUGAGCAGGUCAACCACUCUGUUCGGCUACUACAAUUCGCUCUGCCCCAAGAGAAUUAUGAUAACAAUCAACAGUCAUUCAGCUUCCUCCCUGGCCAAUGGCUUGAUGUUCAUAUCCCCUCCAUCUCCCAAGCGGGGGGCUUCACUAUUACCUCCACCCCGGCAGAUGCGAAAGUGUUGCCCCCACCUGAGGCUUCUAUUGAUUCAUUAGCUGGCGAGGCAUUAGAGCCCUCUUCAGAAUCUCAAGGACGCCCACCAUAUGUGGAACUAGCUGUACAAGAAUCUCCAAGCAACCCCUCCGCGGCAUGGCUAUGGAGACCAAAAGACGAGAUACUAGGGAAGGAGGUUAGCAUCCGAGUUGGUGGAAGCUUCAUCUGGCCACCUACUGGAGUCAGUAUCAACGAUGUUAAGAAUGUGGUCUUCGUUGCGGGUGGUGUUGGCGUUAAGUAA
Penicillium digitatum Pd1 is the source of this 543-nucleotide messenger RNA. RefSeq names its product FAD-dependent oxidoreductase. Lineage: Eukaryota; Fungi; Ascomycota; Eurotiomycetes; Eurotiales; Aspergillaceae. Gene Ontology annotation, molecular function: oxidoreductase activity. The record is from RefSeq and is a predicted model, not a curated record. Gene Ontology annotation, cellular component: mitochondrion.